GUUUAAUUUGCCACAACAUUUAGCGUUCAUGAGCCUCUCAGAUCGUCUGGCCUGCUAAAUUAAGUUUGCAUUGCUUGGAUGCAGAUUUCACGCCUAACCCGUUGUUUAUCAUUUUGGAAAAGCCUGAAUCAUGCGCAAACGGAAAACGAGCCAUCAACCCAAUUUCAAGGCUGCACGAGUGGUAGUUCUCGGACAGGACGGUGUAGGAAAGUCAGCCCUCAUUGUCCGUUUUCUUACAAGAAGGUUUAUUACAGAAUAUGACCAAACGUUAGAAUCAACAUGGAGACACCACAUGGAAGUGGAUAAUGACUUCAUCUAUGUUGAUUUAAUGGAUACGGCUGGAGAGAAUUCAGAAGUAAAGUUGAACAAUUGCCUCACUCGUGGAGACAUAUUCCUCGUACUAUACUCCAUCACCGAUCGCUCGAGUUUCCACGAAGCUGCUCGUAUUGGAAGACACAUCCGGAGACGAAAAACAAACGGAAAUUCGGUGAUGAUAAUUCUUAUUGGUACAAAAAGAGAUUUAGAACAUUUUCGAGAGGUGGAUGAAACAGAAGGCAGCGAUUUGUCUCAAGAACUUGAAUGUCCGUUUUACGAAAUUUCCGUUGCUUCAAGCGACGGAUACAAAGAGGUGUCGGAGAUGCUCUCAGGAUCGGUCAGACAGUACCUACGGCAUGAAAAAAUCGGCUCUAAUGAUAAACGGAACCAGCCUUCUUCGUUGUCGAAGAUGAAAGAAGGACUGAUAAAGAAAACGGGAUCUUUUCGUAGGAAAUCUGUGACGUUUUGAGUUGUAAAGGUGGUGCAUUUUAGCUUUACGAGGCGGAUUGAUGCAAAAGUUUUGAGGACCACAACAACAAGAAACUGUUUUGGUUCUCCGUCUAUUGUGGUCGGACAGAAGAUCUGCCUGAGCGAGCCUUAACGCCGGAAAAUCAUCUCCAACGAAGAUGCCCCCUUUAGCUUCACUGUGAAGUGACUUUAUCUUCCUCGCGUUCAUUAAGCCUCAUUCUGAGACAUCAGGAAUAGUCAUUUUCUACACCAUGUUUGUGAGACAUAGAGUAAAUACUCAGGAAUGACGCUCGACGAAUCACGCUAUGAUUACGACAAGCGUGCAUUCGUGAUACUUAUCGACGGAUACCUUUGGCGUAAUAUCAGGACACGUGCGCACGCGAUAAAAAGUGCUAAAUAAACUAUUGAGUAGGAAAAGUUAUUGUAUAAAGUUGAUCGCUCAAGACUUUAAAACGACUUUAAAACUAGCAAACACGAAGGUGACGUUCCACAGA
Messenger RNA from Pocillopora verrucosa, 1277 nucleotides. RefSeq names its product ras-related and estrogen-regulated growth inhibitor. The record is from RefSeq and is a predicted model, not a curated record. Gene Ontology annotation, molecular function: GTP binding; GTPase activity. NCBI's taxonomy places the organism in Eukaryota, Metazoa, Cnidaria, Anthozoa, Scleractinia, Pocilloporidae.